AUGGGCGCGGCCCUGCUGCUCCCCUCGUGCGAGGGGGCCGCGCUGGCCCAGAGCUGCCAAUCUGGAGUAACUCAAUGGACAGCAGCAUGCAGUGGAUUAUUAUUGACCACUGUGGUCCAAGGCCAAUGCAGAAGAAUGCUCUAUGGUGUUUUCCAGAGACACCAGACUGGUAGAUUUCAAUUGCCUAAUGUCUUCAGUGGAUUGACUCAAGCCCAUGGAGCCCCUGCACAGCAAAACAGAUCAUUUUACAGUACAGAUAAGCGUCUUUCUGCAAAAGAUUCUUUGCAGCCAUCUGAAGAGAAAGUGGGUGCCUUCACAAGGAUAAUAGAAGCAAUGGGCUUCACAGGACCACUGAAAUAUAGCAGAUGGAAAAUUAAAGUAGCAGCCCUGCGCAUGUACACAUGCUGUGUGGAGAAAACUGACUACGAGGAAUUUUUUAACAGAUGCCAUAUGCCGGAUACUUUGAAUUCAUGGUUUCUGGUAGCCCAACUUCAUGUCUGGAUGUGUCUGGUACGAAUGAAGCAGGAGGGUCGAGCAGGGAAAUACAUGUGUCGCUAUAUAGUUCACUGUAUGUGGGAGGAUGUUGAACAGCGUGGUAAGCUGAUGGGGAUUACUUCUUCUGCUUUAAAAGAAGAUUUGAGAAGUAUGGUAGAAAAUUUCUAUGCAGCUCUGUUUGGUUAUGAUGAGGGAAUCUUGUCUGAUGAUCAUGUUCUGGCAGCAGCCCUUUGGCGAAACCUUUUUAACAGGAACUGUGAGGACCCCAGGCAUCUAGAGUUACUCGUAGAGUAUGUGCGCAAACAGGUGCAGCACCUGGACGCCCUCAGCGGGGAGGAGCUGCUGCUCACGGGCGAGGUGAGCUGGCGGCCCCUGGUGGAGAGCGACGCCCGCAGUCUCCUGAAGCCCCUCUCCCCUGUCUACAACGACGAGGGGCUCUGAGGGAUGCCCAGAGCCUGCUCUCCUAGCCGCCCCCCUCUCAUCCGCAGUGUCAGCUCCUCACAUCACCUCAGGCAACACUUGCCUCCCAUGGGACUGGUGUGGCAUGGUGGGGGUAGGAAGCAACAACUGCCACUGACUGGAUAUACUGAAAUAGGUGCCCUUGCUGUGGCUCAGUGACUCAGUAGCAAAUGGGACAUCUGUCCACCUCUGAACAUUCACCUGUGUUUCAAUGCUUAGUUGAUUCAAGAACCUCUGUCGCUGCAAUGGCACCAAGUGGUCCUCUCAGACAGGCUCCAACCAGACUUUUUCCUGUGAGUUGAAGCUGUUCCUGUUCUCUCAAGAAGACCUUUUUCCACAUUGCUUCCCCUGGAGAAUGACUGCGCCUGGCACAGUGCUGAUCCUCCACUCACAAAAUAUUUGUGAAUCCAAAUCUGAGCUUUGCUUAUUAGAUAUUAAUAUGUUCCUAAAGCCUGACCUUAAUGUAGAACGGUCUGGUUUUGCUUUCAUAGCGUUUGAGAAUUGCUUUUAUGGAUUCUGAGGGGUUUUCCAUGAAAAUCCGUUUUAGGAACUUUCUGCGCUGUUGCACAAGGGCAUGAGGAUGGCAAGAACAAGGCACCAUUCUCCCUAACCAUCUCUGGCUCUAGCCAUCCUACCAAGAAAUAAAGUCUGAAACAUAGCUGGGCUGCCACUGAAAGCUACCUCAGGCUACUCGGUAUUUUAGAGGUGAUCUGCCUUGCCAAAAUUUUCAUAUUCUUUUUUGAGUUGUGCUGCUGUUAUUUCUUUGGGAAAACAGCAUCCCCAUUUCUGUUCACAGCUCUUACUGAGAUAGGACCUCAAAGUAGCUGUCCAGACCUUUCUGAAAAGACCUGUCUACCCCAGUACCUACGCACAGGCAAAUUAUCCCUGCGUGACAAUUAUGAGAGCUAUCGCUCCUCU
Nothoprocta perdicaria is the source of this 1872-nucleotide messenger RNA. Its product is annotated as ubiquinol-cytochrome-c reductase complex assembly factor 1. NCBI's taxonomy places the organism in Eukaryota, Metazoa, Chordata, Aves, Tinamiformes, Tinamidae. The record is from RefSeq and is a predicted model, not a curated record. The transcript is spliced from 10 exons. Bases 1 to 936 code for a protein of 311 amino acids. Gene Ontology annotation, cellular component: mitochondrion. Gene Ontology annotation, biological process: mitochondrial respiratory chain complex III assembly.